AUGGUUCCCAUUGACAUUGUCUCUAGAGCCGUGCGGUACUCAGGAAGCCUCGGCGUGGAAGCCCAAACGCUGACGGUGUGGAAACAAGCCGACCGUUACGGGAUCCCGCGUCUCGGCUACCUCAACAAGAUGGACAAACGCGGUGCCGACAUCCGCAUGUGCCUCGAGUCCAUGGCGAAGAAGCUCCACUGCCUCCCCCUCUUGACCCAAGUGCCCAUCGGCGCCGAGAAGUCCUUCUCGGGUCUCGUGGACGUGGUCGAUCUUCAGGUGCACUCGUGGCAGUCGCCUCAGGGCUGGACCCGGACUCCCCUUGAUUCCGACGAGUCCAUCGCAGACAGUGCUGACAUCUGGGACGCCCGGGAGAAACUGGUGGAGUCGCUGACAGACGUCGAUGACGUCUUGGCCGAAAGGCUCAUCGAACUGGAGAACUCCCGAGCCUUAAGCAAUGAGGAGAUCAAGGCUGCCCUGAGGAGAGCCACCAUUUCCAUGGUCAGUGGUCCUGCUCACUCUUAUCACUGCUUCACUGCUUCGGCGAAGAGAACGAACUUAUUUUUCACGCUGCGAAUUCCGUUCAUUGUGCGCCUCUCAGUCCGCUAUUGGCGUCUCUCGUAUGAACUUCUUUUUUAA
This is a messenger RNA of Darwinula stevensoni, 627 nucleotides long. The record is from the annotation of a GenBank genome assembly. NCBI's taxonomy places the organism in Eukaryota, Metazoa, Arthropoda, Ostracoda, Podocopida, Darwinulidae.